This is a messenger RNA of Penicillium manginii, 381 nucleotides long. RefSeq lists its product as uncharacterized. The record is from RefSeq and is a predicted model, not a curated record. The transcript is spliced from 2 exons. Lineage: Eukaryota; Fungi; Ascomycota; Eurotiomycetes; Eurotiales; Aspergillaceae. Bases 1 to 381 code for a protein of 126 amino acids.
AUGCCUAAACGCUCGCUGUCCAGAAAUUCCUCACGCACUUCGCGCAAAUCCGGACGAUUGAUCUCUGCUGGUGGCAGUGGAAGGGUUUGCGCUGCGAACUUCGGACAGUCUGGCUGGAUAGGAAUGCUGCUCCUCGCCACACUGAUCGAGAGCCUUUGCGACGCAUGGAUCCUGUCGGUCCUUGCUAUUGAUGUGGUGGACGAGAUCGGGCGCCGAUUCUCCUGGGAUUUUGAGACGAAGGGAAACCCCCAUGCCCAUCGGGGCCUUACCACGCUGGUGACCGAACCCAGCCUGCUCUCCGCGCUGAUCGAGAAUCUGCUUCUCGCUACGCUGGUGAAUGAGGUCGAGAUUCUUCAAUUAUCUCAGGCUCGAGGUAUUUAA